Messenger RNA from Lolium perenne, 1096 nucleotides. RefSeq names its product germin-like protein 8-7. Gene Ontology annotation, molecular function: manganese ion binding. The record is from RefSeq and is a predicted model, not a curated record. NCBI's taxonomy places the organism in Eukaryota, Viridiplantae, Streptophyta, Magnoliopsida, Poales, Poaceae.
ACUAUGCAUGCAUGAGGAGAACUGGCCAGCCAGUUUAACCGUGUUCUGAAGACACGUUAAUUACAACAACUUGGCUACCUGCUCUGCAACAGACCAUGUCAAUCUACGCUGGAUUUUAAAUUGCACAAUUGUGUAAUCGGUCAGCAACAUUUAGUCGCUGCAGGCGAGCUAUAUAUAUCCUUGCAUGCGCCCAGCAUAGAGAAUCAGCAAGCUAGCACUCCAUAGAUACUGAACCCACAAAACUAAGAGAAGCCAUCGUCGAUUUCCCGAACAGAGAAAUGGCCUCCUUCUCACCCUCAUGCUUCAUUCUCUUCGCUGCUAUUUUUGCACUGAUCUCAUGGCAGGCCGUAGCCUCCGAUCCUAGCCCUCUCCUGGACUUCUGCGUGGCAGACAAUAGCUCAAGUGUACUAGUCAAUGGAUUCGUCUGCAAGGACCCAAAGGUUGUGACUGCCGACGACUUCUUCCUGGCUGCCAAACUUGACAUGCCAAGGGAUACCAAGAUGAGCAAGGUCGGCUCCAACGUGACCUUGAUCAACGUCAUGAAGCUUCCUGGCCUCAACACCCUUGGCAUCUCCCUAGCACGUAUCGACUAUGCGCCCCUAGGAGAGAACCCACCACACACGCACCCUCGUGCAACUGAGAUCCUCACCGUGCUUGAGGGUACACUGUACGUCGGCUUUGUCACGUCCAACACUGACAACAAGCUCUUUUCCAAGGUGCUGAACAAGGGUGAUGUGUUUGUCUUCCCGCACGGACUCAUCCACUUCCAGUUAAACCCCAAUCCCUACAAGCCGGCCGUCGCAAUUGCUGCACUAAGCAGCCAGAACCCGGGGGCAAUUACCAUUGCCAAUGCCGUAUUUGGAUCAAAGCCUAUGAUCUCGAAUGAUGUCCUCUCCAAGGCCUUUCAGGUGGAUAAGAAGACUGUGGACUGGCUCCAAGCGCAGUUCUGGGCCGAUAACCACAAUUAGUUAAAUGUUGCACCAGCUACUAGAGUUGACAAUAAAAUAUUUCCUAUGUAAUUAUAAUUAGUUGUUGUAUAUGAUACACGCAUCAAUAUAUGUAAUCCUCUAUUUCUAUCCACAAUGAUCAUAGGCAA